Daphnia carinata is the source of this 1744-nucleotide messenger RNA. RefSeq lists its product as uncharacterized. The record is from RefSeq and is a predicted model, not a curated record. NCBI's taxonomy places the organism in Eukaryota, Metazoa, Arthropoda, Branchiopoda, Diplostraca, Daphniidae.
AACAUCGAUUAACUCAACAAUGCUUGUCAUAAAACGUCGAACAUAAAAUAGGCCAUUCAUAGAUGCAAAUUGCUGAAUACGUGGUAUUAACGUCCGGGAAAGAAUAUUUCAAAGUUCUGAGCACAUCAGGAACAUACUGACAACGAAAUCGCUUACAACGUCCUUCUUUCUCAGUUCACGAUCCAGCCUUCCAGCAGAUGGACCACUACAUUGUUUCAUGACAGGAGGAGUCAUUUCUCAACUGGGGUAUAAAUCCGUCUGAAAAUUCCUGAAUUGGCAUCAGUGAAGUUCUUGAGCUUGUGAAAACAAUAGCUUCUUCAAGUUAUAGAACUAGUGACAAUAUCAUUUUAAUACUUCCGACGAAAAUGAGACGUGAAAUUUCGAGGUUUGUUGCUCCAAUGCUGCUGGCCCUCAUAGUGUUGGCAGUCACCGGAUUUGAUGGCAAUUUAGCAGCGGAAAUGAACGCCCCGAAAGUCAACGUUGAACGAAAACCAACUGGUUCGGAAAAUUUGACGAAGACGGACGUUGAUACUCCCCUCGAUCAGGGGGAAAGCAGAAGUUUUGGACUGUUGAAAUUACACGAAAAGAAUAAGCGACCUAAAGCAAGCUACGGAGCACCGAAGCCAAAAGGACAAUACGGAGCCCCGAAAGCACAAUAUGGACCUCCAAAGUCACAAUACGGACCUCCAAAGCAACAAUAUGGACCACCAAAGCCACAAUACGGGGCUCCAAAACCAAACUACAAAGCUCCAGCGCACAGUGCUCCGGCUUACAGUCCUCCAGCUUACAGUCCUCCUGCUUACAGUCCUCCUGCUUACAGUCCUCCUGCUUACAGUCCUCCUGCUUACAGUCCUCCAGCUUACAGUCCUCCAGCUUACAGCCCUCCUGCCUACAGCCCUCCUGCCUACAGCCCUCCCUACAGCCCUCCUGCCUACAGUCCUCCUGCGUACAGCCCACCAGCUUACAGUCCUCCUGCAUACAGCCCACCAGCUUACAGUCCUCCAGCUUAUAGUCCUCCCUCCUACACUACCCCUUCUUACACUUCUCCUUCUUACAGCGCCCCACAAUAUAGUUCUCCUGACUACAGUGCUCCCGAAUAUCCUGCAGGUCCACUUGAAUCCGAAGUCCAUCACUCUUCUCCAGAGGCCCCUAAUUACGAAUAUCCAGAAUACUCUCCACCUACCUACACAGAAGCACCAGCUUACCAACAACCAGAGUAUUCUCCUGAACACAGCGAUGCUCCUUAUGCUCCACAGUCAGAGCCUGAACAUCCUUCACAUUACAACGAGGGUGUUUCAAACUUCCCAGAAUCUAACAAAGAUUUCAGUGCGAACUUCUUUGGACAGGGCAAUGACUUUCCAAAAUUUGAUGAUUUCUUAAAACCUAAUACCUUUGAAUUCCCAAGUUUUAAAGAGUAAAUCGACGCUUUCUAGUGUACCGAAGUCCAACGCAAUUUAAGAGUCAUCUAGAAACAUUGCACCCGUUUUAACGAGUCGUUCCCUUUUCCCAUAUUAGUAAUCCACCUGUUGUUAAGUUAUCCUAUUUCCGCAUUCUCGACAUAAUUUGAACGCUAGACGAAAGAGAAAAAAAAAUCAACGUUUUAAGAUGACGAGUUUGCAAAGCUCAUCAAUUGAAUGGAAAUAUUGCCCAUGUAAAAACCGUGAGAUUAUAUGACUUGUUAUGUUUUUAAUUCAGUGUGUUAUGCUUUACAGGAUUUGGGAAUACAUCUAAAUAAAAUUUAUCA